Molecule: messenger RNA, 7668 nt
Organism: Penaeus indicus
Lineage: Eukaryota; Metazoa; Arthropoda; Malacostraca; Decapoda; Penaeidae
Product: vitellogenin-like
Exons: 15
Coding region: 1-7668 (2555 amino acids)
Biological process (GO): lipid transport
Molecular function (GO): lipid carrier activity
Source: RefSeq, a predicted model, not a curated record
AUGGCAGCGUCGAGCUUGGGGUUGGCGGUCCUCCUCGCCCUGGGCUGGCUUGCGAGAGCACGGAACGCAGACGUGCCAAGAUGCUCCACCGAAUGCCCCGUCACCGGAUCCCCCAAACUGGCCUACCAACCCGACAAGACCUACGCCUACGCCUACUCCGGCAAGUCCACAGUCCAGCUCAAGGGCGUGGACAACGGCGACACUGAGACCGAGUGGAUGGCAGGAGUUGAUCUCACCUGGAUCAGCCCUUGCGACAUGGCCAUCUCCUUCAGGAACACCAAGAUGGAUGGCGCCCGAGGUCCCAUCGCUGCCAGGACGCUGGAGAGGUAUCCACUGGUAGUGGCCGUUGUCGACGGGAGGGUGCAGCACGUGUGCGCUCACCCAGAGGACGAACCAUGGGCCAUCAACCUGAAAAAGGGCGUUGCUUCGGCUUUCCAGAACUCCAUCCCUUCUCUGUCUGCUGUCAGCUCAGGCAUCACAGUAACUGAGACCGAUGUUGUUGGAAAAUGCCCGACAAAGUAUGAAAUUGAGACCGAAGGAGAGAAGGUCAUUGUGGUCAAGGAGAAGAACCACCGCCACUGUCAAGAGCGUUACCCAACACCUGCUGAAACACCUGCACCAUGGCUGAAGGCUCCCCUGCCGAUCGAGGAAUCCAAGUCGCAGUGCAGGCAGGAAAUCGCCAAUGGCAUUUACACCGCCAUCACGUGUCAGGACAAGAACAUCGUUCGACCUUCCAUUGGAAUCUACAAGUAUGUGGAGGCCAGUCAGUAUUCAACACUUCGCUUCAUCUCCGAGUCCUCCGACACUUCAGCCAUCAGCGGCAUCCCUUCAGGAGAACUGCACAUUGAAAACCUGUUGUACAACCAUGAAACAAUGAAGGACCCACAGCUGGCACCUGAGCUGGAUGAACUCAUGAAGGAGAUCUGUGACAAGACCAAAGACACAGUUGAGGCUGAAGCUGGUGCUUUGGUUGCCAAGGCUCUCCAUGUGUUACGUCGCGUUCCUGACACGGUUGUGGUGGAGACUGCACAGAAAGUGAGACAAGGACUUUACUGCAGUGACUCUGCCAGGCUGGAGAGCAUCUUCUUGGACGCAGUUGCUUUCCUCCACGAGUCUGGUGCAGUAAAGGUCAUGGUCCACGAAAUCGAGAAUGGACGAGCAACAGGGGGACGUCUCGCUCUGUACACGGCAGCGCUCUACCUCAUCCCACGACCCAACAUUGAGGCAGUCAAGGCCCUUACGCCGCUGUUUGAAAGCCCUCGCCCAAUGCCCUCGUUGCUGCUGGCAGCUGCUUCCAUGGUAAACAACUACUGCCGUCAUACUCCAGCUUGCUAUGAGGAAGCUCCAGUUGCGAGAAUUGCCGAGAUUCUGGCUAACAGAGUCCAGACUCACUGCUCUCCUUCUGCUGGUGCUGAGGACAAGGAAGUAGCCUUAGCAAUUUUCAAGGCAAUAGGGAAUAUGGGUGUAGCUACACCUGCCGUGACAACGGUAGCUCUUGAGUGUAUUGAGAAUGAGACAGUGGAGACCAGCAUCCGGGUAGCUGCUGCUCAGGCCUUCAGGCAAACCGAUUGUCGUCAACGAGUAAGUUUGCCUGUAAAUCAGCUUCUGGACUUUGCCACAAGUCGGUUCACCGAAACUGAAAUCCGCAUUGCUUCGUAUCUAGUGUCCGUUCAGUGUGCUGAGGAGGAAGCUUUGGGGGAAAUGAUUAACAAGAUUUCCGUACAAGAAAAUACUCAAGUCCGUAGUUUUGUCCUGAGUCACCUGCUUAACCUACAGAAGUCCACCGCGGUUCAUAAAGAGAGUAUACGGAAACAUUUGUCAAAUUUCAUCGUUCCGACCGACUUUCCAGCGGACAUAAGGAAGUACUCGAGGAACAUCGACUGGUCCUCUCGGAUUCCCUCGCUUGGCGCAGGCGCGGGCGUCGAGGGAGACGUCGUGUUUGUCCCUGGCUCCUACGUCCCGCGCUCCUUGCAUUUCAACCUCUCGGCGACGUUAGAAGGAGCGGAAAUGAAUGUGGGAGAGUUUGGAUUCCGCCUUGAAGGACUGGAGCCGAUUCUGAUGGAACUGUUUGGUCCGAAAGAGCCUCUCCAGAGCGAGGGUUUCAGGAAAGUCACAGAGGAUUUGACGGAACUGGGAGAUGGAGACAGUCCAAAAGGAAAAAUGUCGAUUGGGCUUUCUACAAUAUCAAAUUUCUUGAGAAAACUUUAUAGACAAGAUGCUUCAGACAGGGCAAAGGUGGACAUAUUUUUCCGCUUGAUGGGCAAAGAACUAUUCUAUGCAUCUUUGUCUGGAAAGCCAAACGGAAUCGGUCUCGGAAACCUGAAAGAAAGUUUAGCCUCCUAUUUCCAACCAUCCUUUGACCCACUGAAUCUAAACAUCAGUUCGGUUCGCACUGCGGAAAUAUUGCGGGACUAUCAUUUCCCAACCAUCCAGGGGAGUCCUCUGAGAGUGAAGCUCAGCGCGGUCGGCGUGGCUGGGUUUAAGAUGGACACCAAGCUCAACAUUCUUGAAAUGAUUCUUCAGUCGAACAAGAUCGAUGGCACUUUCAAGAUGUGCCCCAGUUUCUCUCUCAAAGCUAGUGUUUUUAUUGGUCAUGACUGGAAACUAUUCCAAAAUGCAUUGACUAUGGAUGGUCAAAUAUCUAGCUCGAAUGGUAUCAACUUUAACCUGAAAGGAAUAAAGGAAGAAGAAGUGCAAUUUGAACUAGAACUGCCAGACAAAAUGGAAAUCUUCAACAUAAAAACAGCAGCUCGUUUGGAAAAGGUAAUUGAAGGCAGAAGCAUUGUCAUCUCAGCACCUUCCACCGAGAGAGAUGAGAGGGCUGAACACAAAUCUUGCAUUAAUACUUUCGAACCGGUAUUUGGCCUGAAAAUAUGCUAUGAUGUGAACAUACCUGAUAUAUUCCUCAGUGAUGUGUUGCCUCUUGGGAAGCCCACGAUGGCCAAGCUUUAUGUUGAAAAGGCCCAUCCUUCGAUGAAGGGUUACCUGAUAACUGCCACCCUCAAGAAUAAGAGAGGUAACAAACUCAUAAAACUGAAAAUAGAAGCAGAUGGAGUUACCUCUCCAAGAGAAACGGAAAUGGCCCUGUCCUACACCAAGGAAGAGAGUUCCCACAUCGUGUCCGCUACACUCGACUCGUCUUGCGUCAAUGCAGGAAUGUGGACCACUCUAACCAGCGAGAAAGGGUACAGUGCCUUUGAAACCUUUGUGAAGUUCAAAGCCAGUGACACAGACAUUUCUCACAGUAUUAAAGUGGACCUAAAUGCAAAACAGGAAGGAGCCGUGGAAGAGUUGGUAGUAAACAUAUUCAGUGGUCGUAGCAGGAGAGUUGCUUCUGAAUCGCAAAUUGUGGAGACUAAAUUCACUAAGACGACUAAUGGGCCUAGUGUUAGCUUGGAUGUGAUUUGCAGGACCAAAAAUGCUUUAAUGAAAUAUAUUGAAUUGAGCUUUGAAGAAUUCCAAGUUAGAUGCACCUCAGUGAAACUCAGUUUCUUCAUCAGAAAAACAAAGGAUAUUGCAGGAGCCUGUGAACACAUUUUAGCGCUAAAGUUAACGUACAGAAAGAGAAAAUUGCUUUCACUAGAGGCUACCCAUAAAAUAGAGGGCGAUAUUUAUGGGAAUCAGACAAUUGGAACGGUCACGACCGUGAGGGCGACGAACUCCGAGUACAAAGCCUCCUUUGAUUUGGUUUCCAACUGCAACAAGUUCGACCUGUCUCUGCAAGUGGUUCACUCAGCUGAUCAAGCGAAAGUGGUGGACUUCCUCAUCUUCAUGGGUCGGGCAGCGAACUCGUACAGCACUAAAAUUCAGCUUGACCUGCCCCGCGCCAUGAGGGCCAUUAAGUUCGAGAGCAAGUUGGAGGAGCAAGAGCAGUUUCGUUUCCUGGCAGGAGUGGCUCUAAAAUUCGGAGACGACGUCAUUCUCCAGGCAGACGGUCCCUUGACAGCCAGAAUGCUACCUUGCGUGACGGAGUUUCAGACCGACUUGACUCUGAACAUGCUGUCGUUAACGCCCUACCGAAUUUCCAGCCAUGUCUCCCUCACGAGUAACAGGCAGCUGCUGGCCUUUGUUAUGAAGACCCAAAGGGAACCGGUUUUCGUGGUGGAGUGGAACGCCACCGCCGUGGUCGCCCGGAGGACCAUUGGCUUCAAGGUCCUGGUUCCUGCCGUUGCCAACCUCGAUACCGAUAUCGUCAUCAGCCCCGAGAUCAUUCACAUGUGCUUUAAUAAACUCCUCUUGCCCCUUAAUCCUGCGCCGCGAAGGAUCAAAUGCUUCGUCGACGUGGAUCUGACGAGUCGCCACGCCACGGGACACCUGUUCUGGGACGCUGAUGUGGACGUCGGCAAGGGAGUCAGCUUCGAGGUGUUUCUUGAUGGAGAUGCCUUCCACCCCCACCACGUCGCCUUGCAUGGGGGCGUGACCUACCUCAAUCAAACGUAUCAUUACAAGACGCAAGUGACCUUCGCAGAGCCAAAUGAUGGAUUCAAGGGAGGCAGUGACUUCUCUCUGGAGGUCACUACACCUUCUCACUCGACCAUCGUCCUCGAAACCAACUGCAAAGUCGACCAUCAUGACACGGCGACGAAGGUUUAUUCUACCAUCAUGUUUAAGUCUACGCAGAACGAGAAGUAUAGACUCACCAACUUUUUCGGCCUCGAAAUGGGCGAGGAACCCCACGAAUACAAAGUCGAUUCGGAAGUCAUCUUGAGUACACCGAGGAUGAAGGACGCAAGAGUUCAAGCUCGUCUUAAAUACGGCAGUCAUCCUUUCCAUCGAAACAUACAUGUACAGUCAUUAAUGCAAUACCAUCUCAUGCAGAUUAGCCUGUUGACCUCGCCAGACAGAGAGCCACUGGGCGUGCAAUUUACAUUUCUUCAGAGUGACACUUCAUCUUCCGGUACAUGUAAGAUUCUGGACAAGAUUCCUAUCAUGGUGUACGAGUGGCGGCUCGUUAUGUAUCCUGCUGGUGGAAUUAAAAUAUUCGAAGUCGGUGCGGAUGUGGCGACGGCAGUUGUCCUGAUAAAAGAAAUUCGCGAUGUGAUCCUACAGGAGAGAGAUGUUUCGGUAAAGGAAAAAACAUCGAAGAAAUCCAUCUUCCGAUAUAAAUAUGACAACCCAACAUCAACAUCCUACAGCAUCCUUCUUGAAACUCCUUCGAGGAAGAUCCAGGGUAAAGCGAAGGUCUCGGACUCCGAGUCGGGUCUCAGGCUCUCGUCUCAAGAAGAAGGCUCUCACACGAAGUACGAACUCGUCUACAGUUCUCGAGAGAUAGACACCGGAGAGCAGAAGUCAAGAUGGGAAUGGCAUAUUGAUCAUCCAGGGUUGGCAAAACCUGCAUUAAUUGGCUUUGAGUACACGGUGGGGAAUAACACACUCAAUGGCACCAUAGACCUAGACAUCUUCCCCGAAAAAGAUAAGAUUACUGGGACCCUGAAAUCAACGCAUAUCACCAACGACAGCAUUGAGACGCAAGUUUCUGUAACUUCAAAGGUGUUGAGAACAAAUCCAAAAUUGAUCAUCACAGCAGCUAAUGCACCUGGAGUUGUUGCUUAUGACAUCAUGUUCUGGAAGUCUCCCUCACUCCCUCCAUUGUUAGAAAUAUCUUACAAGUAUUACAAGAGCCACUACAGUGAAGCAGCUUUUGCCCUCACAGUCUUAACUGAAAAUGGAGUGGUGUUUGAAAUGGCUGGACUAGCAGAGAAUGAAAACAAAAUCGAAUGUGAUGGCGUGAAGAUUAGUGCAACUGUGAAUGCACCAGCAUUUGGUAAAUACAUACUAGAUUCAAAGCGAUGCAACUCCGCCUUUGCUGAAAUAACCAUAGCAAAAGAUGGAAUUGAAUCAAAAUACUCUGCUAGUCUUGGCAUUCAGAAUCCAAACAAUGUAGAAAUAAGUUUGCUUGAAGGAAGUACGCAGUCAGAAGAAACAGAGCCUAUUGUUCUAGCGCGCACGAGGCUUGUAAACCCUUCGAUGGUCAUGACCGAGUUUGCUUGUAAGAUGGAAAGGCUGGACACUUUGUGGAAUAACAUAGUCGUGGGUACAUCAGAGGCAAUGCAGGGCAUCGAUUCAUGGGUCGAAUCCAUGGAUAAGGAUCUUUCAGGAGACUUUGACGCAGGGCAUAAAUCUGGGUUCCUAAAACUAGCAGGAGAGGCUAGUCAAGAGCUGAGAGAAAUCUGGCAUCAGGUGCUCUAUGACGACAUCCUUCCCAAGUUUGAAGAACUACAGCUCGUGCUGACAGGCCCAGUGACUAACAUGGCUCGUAGACUUUCGCAGCAAACUUGGGCACAUUUGGCACAGUUACAGCACCACUAUUCCACAGUCUUUGGCAAUAUGGCAAAGCGCACACAUCAGGAAAUCAGAAGUAUUAAGAAUUUAUUCAGAGCAGCUAUGAUUGAAAUUGCACGUCUGCUUGAGAGUAGAAAGUUGCCUGGAAUGUUUGAUGAACUUUUCAAAGAAAUUGAGGCAAGCGAAAUAUUCAGGAUCGCAAAGGCAGAAGUGAGUGCAAUGCUUGAAGGUUAUUCAGACGAGAAGGAAGCUGUUAAGCAGAUUGUUAGCAGGAUUAUGGCCACACUUGAUGAAGACGUUGACACGCUUUACAAAAGAAUCAUGGAGAUACCAGCUGUGCAGAGAAUUACUGAAUGGAUCGUGAAUGAAUCCAUAAUGCACCAUUUGAAAGUUUCUAAAGAGAUUGACAAACUGAUAAGUGAGUUCAUUGAGGAGUCGCUCUUUCUGUCGGUGAAGCCCGGAGCCAACCACGUGACGUUACGAGUCCCUGUCGCCCCUCCUGCACCUUGCCUCUUUCAGGCUCUGUGGGCCCUUGCCAAGAACCCUUUUGGGGCCCUCGACUUUACUGCUGCGCCGUUUAACUCCUACGCCCCGAAACCCCUUGAAAACGCCAUCUGGGCUUACUACACAUUCUUCCCCAAAGACAUCACGGAUAUCCUGCCUCCUUACCCACAGACAGCCAUGGUAGUUGGAGGAACUCAGAUCCUCACCUUCGACGGCCUUGUGGUGCGAGCACCUCGGUCCCCAUGCAAGGUUCUCCUGGCUGCUUACGGCUCCUCUAGGCUUACAAUGACGCAUCCAGAGCCCUCAGUCUCGCCUCAGCUCGAGCUAAAGACGGCAUCGACCAGUGUCGUCAUCACUCCCGACUUUCGCGUUCUUGUUGACGGCCACCUGGUCAGCGGGGCGGGGGAAAACUUCGGAGACGUCAGAGUCCAGCUGACACCCUUCGGCGUGAAACUGACAAUUCCUUUUCUGGUCGUCGGUGUGUCAAAACCGCCCGGAGUCAUUGCCAUAGAGGCCUCAGGAUGGACCUUCGGCCACACGGCAGGCCUCCUGGGCACCUACGACGGCGAAAUUGGCAACGACCGCGUCCUUUUGAGCGGCAGCGAGGCCACCAGUGCCUUCCAACUUGUGUCCGCUUGGCAGGAGGAUGACCAGUGCCCUGCUCCCCCCAGGCCAUCCCUGGAGCCUCACGCAGUCCCAAUGUUGCGGAUCCUACGCUGCCGGGCCCUGGUAGGAGGUCGCGGCACGUGCAGCGCACUGGUGCACCCUGAAGCCUUCCUCAGAAUGUGUCACGCCGCCCGCGAUGCCUGCACUGCUGCCAAGGCGUACAAGACAAUGUGCUCCAUCAAGGGCGUGCAGGAACUCGUCCCCACCGCCUGUUGA